Messenger RNA from Trichoderma virens Gv29-8, 1434 nucleotides. RefSeq lists its product as uncharacterized. The transcript has 8 exons. NCBI's taxonomy places the organism in Eukaryota, Fungi, Ascomycota, Sordariomycetes, Hypocreales, Hypocreaceae. Gene Ontology annotation, molecular function: transmembrane transporter activity. Bases 1 to 1434 code for a protein of 477 amino acids. The record is from RefSeq and is a predicted model, not a curated record. Gene Ontology annotation, biological process: transmembrane transport.
AUGGGCAUUGAUCUCGACGACCCAGAGAGGGAAGAGGUAGCCUUGGGCCGGGCGCGAACGAUAGAAAGCCAGCAUAGCCGUACCGUAGGGGUCCCGUUGGCAGACAGUAAAGACGCAUUGCCGCUGCCACAGAUGGGAGCCGGAAAGCCAUAUCCUCCGGCUCUCUUGGACAAAGUUGGCUACAUUGUGGAAUUCGAUGGCGCUGAUGAUCCCAUUCACCCACAAAAUUGGCCAGCGAGAACAAAUGUAAUCUACGCGCCCGACAUUUCAACAAUAGCAGCGGACUAUAAAGUUGCACCGGAAGUUGCCACACUUGGCGUCACGCUGUAUGUCCUAGGAUUUUCAGCAGGACCAGUGCUGUGGGGACCACUCUCUGAAAUCAAGGGGCGGCGGCUGCGUCUCGUCGUUGCCGCUUUCGGGACUGCUAUUUUUCAUUUUGCCGUGGCAGUUUCGAAAGAUCUUCAAAGGAUCAUGAUCAACCGCUUUUUUGCAGGCUUCUUUGGAACUGGUCCUCUCGCUGUGGGUGGCGCUGUGUUUGUGGAUUUAUUUGACAACAAGACGCGCAGUAUUGCUACUCAGUAUCUCUCUGGCAUCCUUGCCUCUGCGGCCGCCGUGCUGAACUUCGUAGUAUACGAAACUUAUCCGCCCAUUAUUUUGGCUCGGAAGGCAGCCGAACUGCGUCGCCGAACUGAGAACUGGGCUAUUCACGCGAAGCAGGAGGAAACCGAGGUCGACUUCCACGAGAUGGUUGAACGUAAUUUAAUACGUCCGCUUCGCAUGCUUGUGGUCGAACCCAUUGUCCUGCUAAUAAGUCUCUAUUCUGCGUUUAUUUAUGGCCUACUUUAUCUGUUUCUAACUGCAUAUCCCAUCAUUUUCCAGGGAGUAUACGGUAUGAGGCCGGGUAUCAGCAGCCUUCCCGAGCUAGGCGCUGUGCUGGGUUGCAUUUUAACAGGCGUCAUAAUGGUUUUGAGGGCACCAGCCUAUCGGCGCAAACUUGAAGUAAAUAACAAUAUGCCCAUACCAGAGUGGCGACUGCCUGAGGCUAUGGUUGGAGCGUCUGGCUAUCGUAAAGAAGUCCACUGGAUCGUUCCGACAAUCGGUGGUGUUGUGACAGGCCUUCGUAUCUCAAUGGUCUUUCUACAAGCUUUCAAUUAUCUCAUUGACGCUUACUUGAUGCUUGCGGCGUCGGCCCCAGCAGCCAAUACCUUUUUGCGGUCGUUAUUUGGCGCCAUUUUCCCUCUUUUCGCUUCUUAUAUGUUUAAAGGGAUGGGGAUACAAUGGACAAUGACGUUAAUUGGGUGUGUCGCCGCUCUACUGGCACCUGUGCCCGUCAUUUUCUACAUCAAAGGCGCGCAGAUUCGAAAAGUGAGCAAAUAUACGCCCAAGUUCCUCCCUCCAACAGCCACACCGAGACCCAAUAAAGAAGGGGUUUAA